CGCGCACGGCUGCCUGCACUUGGCGGGACCCCCGGCCCGGGCCAGGAAGUUUGCAGCGGCCGCAGAAGUUGGCUUUGCGUGACGCGGCGGCGCGGGAUGCAGCGCGAGCCGCCGCUGAGGGUCCGCUCCGGGAACCAGCAGUGGCCGGAGCCCGCCAUGCAGCCGGCCGCAGGAGGGGGCAGCGGGGCCGGGGCUUGGGCCCACAGCCGCGCGGCGCUGGAGCAGCUGGAGACGCAGCUGCGCUGCUCGCGCUGCAUCAAUAUCCUGAGGGAACCGGUGUGCUUAGGAGGAUGUGAACAUAUCUUCUGCAGUAUGUGCGUGGGCGACUGCAUCGGUACGGAAUGUCCAGUGUGUCACACACCUGCCUGGAUUCAGGAUGUGAAGAUAAACAGACAAUUAGACAGCAUGAUCCAGCUAUGCAGCAAGCUUCGGAAUCUGUUACACAACACCCCGGGUUCAGGUCUAGAAGAAAGUAAACCUGAGACAAGAACCUCACGAGAUGAAGAUGAAAACAAGAAAUUCAUAAAAAUGUGGUUCAGCCCUCGUAGCAAGAAGGUCAGAUAUGUCCUAAAUAAAACUUCAGUGCAGACCCAUCCGAAGCCAGUUGAGGAUGAGCAGGUUUAUCAGGCCUUUGAAUUUAGUUCCUCGUCCCUUGAGCAAGAUUCUCCCCAGAGGCCUAAAAAAGUAACCAGGAAAACCAGAAAAAAGCAGAAAAAGAGAAGUUUAGCCGAAAUUAAUCAGGAAUGGGAUUUAGAGAAGGAAAAGCAAAAAGAGGUCCAGGAAUUUGAUCAGAGUACCAGCGAGAAACUUAGAGAAAAGUCAGUCUCAUUCUGUAUUCAGCCCUCUGUUCUCGAGACCCCAGAACUAAAUGGUGGUAUAGAUUUACUGAGUUAUGCCUCUGCAACAGAGGCCAGUCCUGCUGAAAAGGCGAGUGAGAUCUGCCCAUCAGCCGCCAUGCAAGUAGAUUCUGUAGGAGUCGAUAUAGAUAGCGAGGUAGCAUCAUCUCACAUGGAAUCUCUUGGUGAGAAUAGUUUUACAUCAGAGACAUCCCUGCUAUUGAAUAAUGGUGGAACAAGUGAGACGCAGCCCCCUGACUCUUUUGUGGUGCCUGUUUCUAAAAGACCUAGAAGAAGAAGCCAGCAGAAAUCCAGAAGAACAUCUGUCAGUCAAGAUACCCACACAGAGUCGUUACCGCCAUCUGAAGAUAAUGCCUCAUCUCCCACAUCCAAAUGUAUAGUUGAUGACCCAUUAUUAACGGCAAGAAUCAGUGAUGUAUUAAAUGACUCUAUUAGCUUUUCCCCUUCAAAAUCUUCUGGCACUCCAUCAUCAUCCAUAAUGAAUAGCCCUUGUCGACGGGGGGUGGUGUCUAGCCCUUCCACUGUGAGGCUGUCUCCCACUAGCCCUAUGACCGUCAAGAGAAACCAUAGAGGAGAAACUCUGCUCCAUAUUGCUUCUAUUAAGGGUGACAUACCAUCUGUUGAACACCUCCUCCAAAAUGGAAGUGACCCAAAUGUUAAAGACCAUGCUGGAUGGACUCCAUUGCACGAAGCCUGUAAUCAUGGACAUCAGAAGGUUGUGGAGCUGCUGUUACAACACAAGGCUUUGGUAAACACCACUGGCUACCAGAAUGACUCACCACUUCAUGAUGCGGUCAGAAAUGGGCACGUGAACAUUGUCAAGCUGUUACUGUCCCAUGGAGCCUCUCAAAACUCGGUAAACAUAUUUGGUCUCCGGCCUGUGGAUUAUGCAGAGACUGAAACUAUGAGAUCCGUAUUGUUGCUGCCCGAGGAGAGUGAAAUACACAAAAUUAGCCAUUGCUCAGGUCCCGUGAAUGCUAGCCAGCGAAGAGAUAACCCCCUCAUACUCCUCAGCAGUGGCCUCACUUCAGAUCAGCAACAGUUGCUAAAUAAGCUUGCAGCAGUUCUUAAGGCUAAAAAGUGUACUGAGUUUAAUAGCGCAGUCACUCAUAUCAUUGUUCCUGGCGAUACAAUCCAAAGAACCAUGAAGUGUAUUCUCGGCAUCAUCAGUGGGUGCUGGAUCCUAAAAUUUGAUUGGGUAAAAGCCUGUCUAGAAAGCAGAAUGUGUGAACUAGAGGAAAAGUAUGAAAUGCCUGGUGGUCCACAGAGAAGCAGGCUCAACAGAGAACAGCUGCUGCCAAAGUUAUUUGAUGGCUGUUACUUCUAUUUUGAGGGGACUUUCAAGCAUCAUUCCAAGGAUGAGCUUAUAAAACUGGCCAAAGCAUCUGGAGGGCAGGUUCUCAAUAGAAAGCCAAAACCAGACAGUGACGUGACUCAGACGAUCAAUACAGUAUCAUACCAUGCCAGACCUGACUCUGAUCAGCGGUUCUGCACACAGUAUAUCAUCUAUGAUGCCAUCUCUAAUUAUCAUCCAGAGAGGGUUCGUCAGGGCAAAGUCUGGAUGGCUCCUUCCAACUGGUUUAUAGACUGCUUGAUGUCAUUUCAGGUGCUCCCUGUUACCAAGUGAAAGCCACACUCUCCCCCAGAUGAGCACAAUUUCACCUGGGAUUUGGGGCAGAAACACGGCAGCUAUACUUAGCUUUGUUGACCAGUCACAUUGUUGUGAAGAAGUUGGCACCAUUCAAGAUUUGUCUUAGUCGAAUUUUUAAAAUCUAUUUUGUUAGUGCUUAUUUGUGAAUAUUAGAAUUCAGUACAUGUUUUCCACUUAGAUACUGUGACUGCUUUGAAAA
Molecule: messenger RNA, 2707 nt
Organism: Phascolarctos cinereus (koala)
Lineage: Eukaryota; Metazoa; Chordata; Mammalia; Diprotodontia; Phascolarctidae
Gene: BARD1
Product: BRCA1 associated RING domain 1
Biological process (GO): protein K6-linked ubiquitination
Cellular component (GO): BRCA1-A complex; BRCA1-BARD1 complex
Molecular function (GO): protein binding; ubiquitin-protein transferase activity
Source: RefSeq, a predicted model, not a curated record